ACUGUGCACUUCUCUUGUCAUCGCGACACCGCGACCAACGUAGCGCGUCAAGAAAAUACGGCAGGAGCGCCGGAGAAUGCCAUCAUAAUGCACACCGACCUCCUCGACACAGUUCUCGUCAGCCAGAACGCGUCUGCUCUCGUGGGCGAUAGCGGCUCCAUAGCAACCGCCAGCAUGAAGGAGCCAAAGCCCGACACAGCCGCAGCUGGGGCAGCAGAAGAGCGAUGUCCCGUCGACCACAAGACUCGCGAGAUGUGGUUGCAACAGGCACGCGCCACAUCCGCAGCGGCAGAGCAGAGCGGGAAGCUUCAGACGCCGCCAGCGGCAGCGACAGCAACAGCAACAGCAACAGCAACAGCGGCAGCAGGGCCCUUACCCACCACACCCAACACUGCGCAGCCCCCUACGUCGACCUGGUCGUCCUGGCUGCGGUCUCCUUUCGGCACGCAGCAGCGAAACCCCGAACCUACCACCACCACGGCAACCCCUACACAGACCUUGCGGGCCGCCCGACCGAAUGCGCCUCUACCGCUCGGCGAAGACCGCGAAGUGUCGAGCAUCCCGCGUUCGUCGACGCCCGGCCCGUCGUCGUGCCCGUCCAACCACGAGCAGGAGACGGGCGCGUCGGUCAGCGGCAACUGGGUGUACCCGUCAGAGAAGAUGUUCUUUGACGCCAUGAAGCGCAAGGGCUACGGGGCGUCGGCAGCGGCGGACAUGAAGACGGUGGUUCCGAUCCACAACGCCGUCAACGAGCGGGCGUGGGGCGAGAUUCUGCGGUGGGAGGCGCCGUACGUGGCCGGGCCCGCUGGCGGCAGCAGCACGUGCGGCGGCCCGCGGCUGCACAGCUUCGCCGGGCUCAGCGAGAGGAUGAGCCCGCGCGCCCGCCUCAACACCCUGCUGGGCUACACGGCGCCCUUUGACCGGCACGACUGGGUCGUCGACCGGUGCGGCACCAGAGUGGAAUACAUCAUCGACUUUUACGCGGGGCGGAACGACGCGUCCGGGCCGGGCAAGCUCAACUUUUACCUGGACGUCCGCCCAAAGCUCAAUACCUGGGAAGGCGUCAAGAUGAGGGCCCUGCGGGCGACGGGGCUGGCGUGAGCCCAUGCGUGCCAGGAUCUCGAUGGCAGUUCUGUGCCCAUUAUGGCUUUGUAUUAAUAUAACCUGUUUACAACACUAUGUAUAAUCCACUCUUACCGUCGGCGGAAACACGGCCGAACCAUCUUUUGUGAGCGGCGUUUAGGAAGGCGUGGGUUAACACGGGGGACGUGAGGGGAGGGUGGGAGGAUCCCCCCAAAAGUAUCAUGGCUUAGAGAAUUAGAUAAAACCAAAA
Messenger RNA from Lasiosphaeria miniovina, 1333 nucleotides. RefSeq names its product cytochrome c/c1 heme-lyase. Gene Ontology annotation, biological process: cytochrome c-heme linkage. The record is from RefSeq and is a predicted model, not a curated record. Bases 88 to 1101 code for a protein of 337 amino acids. NCBI's taxonomy places the organism in Eukaryota, Fungi, Ascomycota, Sordariomycetes, Sordariales, Lasiosphaeriaceae. Gene Ontology annotation, molecular function: holocytochrome-c synthase activity. The transcript has a single exon. Gene Ontology annotation, cellular component: mitochondrion.